Messenger RNA from Dipodomys spectabilis (banner-tailed kangaroo rat), 1785 nucleotides. RefSeq names its product spermatogenesis and centriole associated 1 (gene Spatc1). The record is from RefSeq and is a predicted model, not a curated record. The coding region runs from base 1 to 1485 and encodes 494 amino acids. The transcript is spliced from 5 exons. Lineage: Eukaryota; Metazoa; Chordata; Mammalia; Rodentia; Heteromyidae.
AUGUCUCUACCCAUCAAUUAUGAGGGUCUUCGGCACCAGAUAGAGAAGCUGGUGCGGGAAAAUGAGGAGCUGAAGAAGCUGGUGCGGCUCAUCCGGGAGAAUCACGAGCUCAAAUCUGCAAUCAAGACUCAGGCAGGCGGCUUCAACAGCGGGCUCUGCGAGGUGGCCACAGGGACUCCCCAGAAUCCAGGUGUCUUCCUGCCCGCCGUGGCCGCGACCGAGCCGGCCCUGGAGGAGCUGGGGGUGGUGGCGCUGGCCGACAUGCUGAGCGGCCCGCAGCCGGGCCCCUCGGCCGGGCCGCUCGUGGGCGCCCUGGGCAGCCCGCUCGGCCCGCUGCUGGCCGGCCCGGUGCCCGUGCAGCAGGCCGGCCCGUUCGCCGGGCUCCUGGCCGGCCCGGGGGCGGCGCUGCCCGGCGCGCUGGGCCUGGCCGCAGCCACCGGGUCGGUGGCCGCGUCGCUCAGCAACCCGCUGGUGGCGCCCGCGGCCGGGCCGGUGGCCGUGUCGCUCAGCUCCCCGCUGCUCGCCGCCGCGCCGCCGCCCGGGGCGCCCGCCCGAGGCCCGGGGCCGCCCGAGGCCCCGCGCGUGCGGCUGGCGGAGCCGCCCCGCGCCGCGCCCCCCGCGCCGCACCCCUCGGCCAGCGCGGGGCUCGCCGCCCCCAAAGUCACACUGUCCGGCGAUCCCCGGCCGACCCGGGACCCAGAGCCGCUCAGCGCGGCGCGGGUGGGCGCGCCCCGCCAGGCCUCCCCCGCGGGCGCCGCCCCGGCCCCGGCCCCCGCGCCCCCGCCGUCCCCCCGGGCCGCGCCGCCCCGCGCGCACCGCCCCGCACGCGCCAGGCCCGCGCCCCGCACCCCCCCGCGCAACCCCCACUCCCCGCCCCGCACCUCCUCCUCUCCGGCUUCAGUCAACGACGCCCGGGGGCCCCGCGCCACGGAGCCGACGCCGCGGAAGGCCGUCCAGGAGCCGGACCGGAAGGCGGCGCACCGCAAGGCCGGCAGGUUCCCCGACGCCUCCCGAGAGCCCAAGCAGCUGGCCUGGGAGCGGCUGGUCGGGGAGAUCGCCUUCCAGCUGGACCGCCGGAUCCUGUCCAGCAUCUUCCCCGAGCGCGUGCGCCUCUACGGCUUCACCGUCUCCAACAUCCCGGAGAAGAUCAUCCAGGCCUCCCUGAACCCCACUGACCACAAGCUGGAUGAGGAGCUGUGCCAGACACUCACGCAGCGCUACGUGAGCAUCAUGAACAGGCUGCAGAGCCUGGGCUACAACGGCCGGGUGCACCCGGCGCUGACAGAGCAGCUGGUGAACGCCUAUGGCAUCUUGAGGGAGCGGCCGGAGCUGGCGGCCUCCGAAGGCGGCUGCUACACGGUGGACUUCCUGCAGCGCGUGCUGGUGGACACCGUGCACCCCAGUAUGCUGACCGACGCGCUGCUGCUGCUCUCCUGCCUCAGCCAGCUCGCCCACGACGACGGCAAGCCCAUGUUCAUCUGGUAACACCGGUGCCAGGCUGGCCCCGGCUCUCCACCACACACUCCUGUGCAUGACCAUUAAAGCUUCCCACACACGCUAACCUGGCGCCCCACCGCACUCCUGCUCGGAGCCUCUCCACACCCACCAUGGGGUUCCGAAAAGAACAGGCAGAAGAGGGCUCAGCGGCUGUCGGCGGGGUGGACAGGAGGCCCAGGUCCUCUUUGCCUGGUGAUGAGGGCAGUAGAGGGAGGAGAGCCAGGAGAAAGCAGUCUCCCCAAGAUACCCUAGAUGGAGGAAGAGGGGGCCCUCAUCACAGGACUGCCG